AUGCAGACAUCCGAUUGGGUGACCGAGUUAAAUUCCUUAAACAACGAACAUCCACAACUUGAUUGGAAUAACAUAGAAACACCUAUAAAGUUUCUUCAGCAGAUUUGGAACGAGAACGAUGAGACAAAAGCACUGACCACAUUUCGACUAUUUAAUGACGUUGCUGUUCCUGUAAUACUUUUAAGUGAGAAUUCGCAGUUUGUGACAAAAAUGUUUGACGCUUUAAAUCGAUAUCGUUUGGAAGUUUUAAUUGGGAAAGUUCCUUUGUGGUGUCGUGGGAAUCCGACGCCGAUUAACAGCAUUCCACAAAGUGGAGUGAAUCUUCUUCAGAUCAUUACUGAAGCACAAACACUAAUAGUAGUCACUUGGGGUCUUAAAUUGCCACACCUUUUUAAUUAUGCUGGUGACAUGUUGGGACUGACACAAUUUGAUGACAUUUCAUUAACAACGAUGUCUUUGGCUUCACUCUUAGAACUCGAGUUGACGUUCCCAACGUUAUUGAAAGGUGCUAUUAGUUACUUAGAGAAACUCACACGAGCUAUUGGAGUCGAAACCCCCGCACUCACUUUAUAUUCAGUAGUGUUGUCUAAUGCACUCAUUCAAGAGCAAAAUCCAACAGGAGUGGAGUACCCUAAUUACUCACCUAUGCCGUAUUUCAAACAAAAGAUCACACAAACAUCCUUUGUGUCACAAAGCGAUAACAACCCAAGUCAAGUCAAGUUGUUCACAGCUCCACUGUUACAAAAUCCAAUACCUCAAUUUUUCGUGAAUUUGCCAAAACAAGUCAAUGAAACGUCACCGUUCUUGAAACAAUACAUUUCAGUCAUAUUGGAUAACCAACAAAACGCGAAAUAUUGGGACAUAUUACACUUAUCAACACUCUACCCCGUCAUUAUGAGAUGCUCCGCUUUAAGUCCAGAAACCAUUUACUUCCCCAUUUUUAAUUACUUGACUAAUAGCUAUGACCCGUCAAUGCAAUUGUCUUUGUUACAUGUUAUAUCGACGUUCCAAGACCAAAGAAAAUACGAUAAAGUCCGAUACGACAUUGUCAUGCGAUUGCUGGACACCGUCGGCCGCGUCUUAUUAAAAGAGGGAUCUCGACUGUGUGCGCUAUCUUUGUUAAUCAACUUAGCGAAGAGUGACAAUAUGAUUGGAGGGAUCUUAUCGCCAUUUGCAAAACAAUUUUUUGUACCGAACAUCUUGGACACAAAUAGCAUUUUCUUGACAAAGGUGUAUGGGUUACUGAAGUGCACCAAUUUCACACCAAACAACAUCGUCUCGUUCUUACCAUAUAUAUUCAAGAAUGUGACUGUUGUCCCGGGACACUAUUUAUACUGCGGAAUGCUCAUUUAUUUGCUCCAACAGAACCAAAGUGGGUUCUUUGAUAUUGUACUCGACCGUAUUACAUUCAUCGUGAACUCUAAAAUGUUCUUCUCGUUCAAUUCCCUCCCGUUGUAUACCUGUGUCUUCAAAAUAUUUAAGGCGCUGUUGCUGUCUAUUAAUAAAGAAAAUGCUAAUUGUGUCAAUAAAAUCAUUAACUUGUUAGUCGUGUUGAAGGAGAAUAGUAAGAACGCACUUCUUAAAGACUGGGCGCUCUUUUUCUUGAGAUGCAUCCACCACAUGUCUGUGCAGAAAAUGCAGAAGUUGUUGACGCACGGGAACUACCCUCUUGUGGGCACCGACUCGAAACUUUCAUUGAAAACUAAAGACUUUUUGGAGAUAGUGAAUUCGAAGAGUAUGGACCAAGUUGGGAAGGAUGGGAUGGUGGUCAUUAACACACUUAAGCUGCAGAAACUGCUUUCAGAGGACAUAGAGUCGUCGACUGAGAAGGACAGUUUCAUUCACAGCUUGUUAAAUUGUGAAGAAGUCAUUCGUAUUGAUAUGAAAGAGAUUAAUGCGAUGACUGAUGGUGUUGCUGGACGUGGUGGAGUCAUUCGCCUUGACAUCAAACGGCUUCGAAGUGUCAUCAAUAAAGAUGAGGAAGAGGUAGAAAGGAAGAGUAAAGAAGAGAGAGGGGAAGGGGUAGUUGUACUGAAGAGAAUACCGACGAACAAAAUGUCGAUAAUACGAGUCAAUGGAACAGUUUCGAGUGAUGUUGAGACAUUCAUUGACUCGUUGAGUAAAGCGGAAUUCUUUUUAACAAUUCCACUUCAAUUGGAAGUCCAAAAUUCACAUGAUGUGAAUGACGAAUUCUAUGUAGUCCCAUUCUCGUUCUCUGUCCAAAACAACUUCAAGACCGUCAAAACCAAUUGCAUCAAAUACGUCCACCCACUUCUUAAACGCUCUGGAGAUCUGGCAACUAAUAAAAUCGAGUUGGAACUCCCACUCAAUUCUCCACAUCCUUGUGACUUCUCGGUGGAUCCGUAUGUCAUCGUCACGGACUCACAAGCUCAGUUGUGUAGAUUGAGUAUUGUCACAAACAACUUGAGUUUGACCUUCGAUGACUUCAUUAUGGUCCCCCCACACAUCGACGAGUUGAAAUCAAAAGACACUGCAAAUCAGUUAUACGAGCUUUUGUGGAACAAAUUGGCUUAUAAAGCAAACGUUCCUCUUGAUGUCAAUUUCGAGACCAUCACCGCGUCCAUCGCGAAGGCGUCGUUAGUCGAAGGCGUUGUGAAAAAAGACGACAAAGAAAUUCGAAUGCUCUUUGUUCUUGCGCCAUACUCCUUCCUCCUCUUUAAAAUCACUCCAACACAGAUCAAGAGCAUUUCAUUAGUCGAAGUGGUCACCGAUUAUUUGGACGCACUCGACUACGUCAAUUCGGAAUUCUGCAUGAAGCACUUCUCAUUGGACUAA
Molecule: messenger RNA, 2796 nt
Organism: Entamoeba invadens IP1
Lineage: Eukaryota; Evosea; Mastigamoebida; Endamoebidae
Exons: 1
Coding region: 1-2796 (931 amino acids)
Biological process (GO): endosomal transport
Cellular component (GO): AP-type membrane coat adaptor complex
Source: RefSeq, a predicted model, not a curated record